GUGAAGAGCGCGUCGUAAAUGACCCGGAAGUGGAGCCACGACGGAAACGACUGCGUUCGAAUUGUUGAGCGUUUUCCAUUGUAGUCUUCUGUAUUAUUUCCCAGUGCUAUUUUGUUCAUUAAACAAUUUCCUGAACGCGUUUGGAUUUAGUCGUAUUCGCAGGGAUUACAUUUUACCGUGCACACGCAAGACAUGUCGGUUGCGCCUCCCAGUCGCUCAAACACAGGUUGGCCGCGCGGUGGGGCGGCUCAGUUCGGAGGCAAAUACAUGAGCGGGCCGGCGAAGCCCCUCACCCUGGAGAGGACAAUCAACUUAUACCCACUCACCAACUACACAUUUGGGACCAAGGAGCCUUUAUAUGAAAGGGACAGCUCAGUGGCUGCUAGGUUCCAGCGGAUGCGUGAGGAGUUUGACAAGAUGGGCAUGCGGAGGACAGUGGAGGGUGUGCUGAUUGUCCACGAGCACAGACUGCCGCAUGUCUUACUUCUGCAGCUGGGCACUACCUUUUUUAAACUGCCCGGUGGAGAGUUGAGUCCAGGAGAAGAUGAAGUGGAAGGACUGAAACGCCUAAUGACUGAGAUUCUUGGACGACAGGAUGGCGUGAAGCAGGACUGGGUGAUUGACGACUGUAUUGGCAACUGGUGGCGUCCUAACUUUGAGCCUCCGCAGUAUCCCUACAUUCCAGCUCACAUUACCAAACCUAAGGAGCAUAAGAAACUUUUCCUGGUUCAGCUGCAGGAAAAAGCACUCUUUGCCGUCCCCAAAAAUUAUAAACUGGUGGCAGCGCCGUUGUUUGAGCUGUACGACAAUGCCCCUGGAUAUGGACCCAUCAUUUCCAGUCUACCACAACUCCUGAGCAGGUUCAACUUCAUCUACAACUAAGUAGGCCUGGGCGCUAAAUCGAUUUAUUGAAUUUUUCAAGGUUAUUAUUUGUUUUGUUUUUUGUUUUUUUACUGGGCACAAUUUAAAAAAAAAAAGUUUUGUCUCCCCCCACCGUAUUGUGGCGCAUGUUUCACCUACAUGAAAUACCCACCAAAUAGGUGGGACAUGCACAUGGUUAUUUUAUUGUUUUAUUUUAUAGCAGCCGGCUUGAAACAAAGCCGCAAAUGUGCAUGCGCACUCAUCAGGUUCAAAGUGCUCCUUAACUCAUUCACUGCCAUUGAUUGUGAUAAACGUCCAAUUCAUUUAAAUUGGGAGCAUUGGCAGUGAUCAUUAGGAGUUCUUUUGUUUUUGGUCAUAUCGCCCAGUCCUACAACUAAGUGAAGUCCAUUUGGCUGUCUCUGUGAGCGCAGCCCCAUCGAAAGGAAAGGAAAGGAAAGGAAGUGAAGAUCCUGUGGCCAAUGCAGAGAAAAGACACUUCUCAGCUUCACUUUCGCAGGAGUCUCAACAGUCCAGAGGGAUGUUACGCUGUACUACAGUCAGAAGUUGUUUUUGUUUUUAAACUUAAACUGGUGGUUUUUGUAGAAGAUACGUUUAUAUUGUGUUAUGCUCAGUCUGCUUUUAAGUCUUCUCAGAAAAGGUUUGAUUAAACCAACAAUUACUUUGUGUUCUGUUCACCCCCUCCCCCUUUUUAAAUAAAAAAA
Messenger RNA from Corythoichthys intestinalis (scribbled pipefish), 1583 nucleotides. RefSeq names its product nudix hydrolase 21 (gene nudt21). NCBI's taxonomy places the organism in Eukaryota, Metazoa, Chordata, Actinopteri, Syngnathiformes, Syngnathidae. Bases 193 to 882 code for a protein of 229 amino acids. The record is from RefSeq and is a predicted model, not a curated record. Gene Ontology annotation, molecular function: mRNA 3'-UTR AU-rich region binding. The transcript has 7 exons. Gene Ontology annotation, cellular component: mRNA cleavage factor complex.